Messenger RNA from Ectocarpus sp. CCAP 1310/34, 1203 nucleotides. NCBI's taxonomy places the organism in Eukaryota, Phaeophyceae, Ectocarpales, Ectocarpaceae. The record is from the annotation of a GenBank genome assembly.
AUGAGCCAGCUAAUGUCGCUAGUGGAAGAUACCAUGAAGGCAAGCAAGAAGGAGGAGCCAGCUGGCACCAUGGAGGGUGCCGCUGAUCGCGGCGAUGCUAGGGAGAGCGCCGCCGCGGAGUCCACGAACGCAGAAGGAGGGGCACCGUGGACCGGGAGUGCGCAGGACGGGAGGUACCUGCGCGAACCUGUUCGAGAGUCUGGCCCGGGCGCCACAGCGGCGAAGCAGGGGGCUUUGUCCCCCGAGAGGGCAAAGGAAAAGGGGCUAAGGGCGCAGAGCAAGCGUGCUUCGCCGACGGCGAGGGCCGCAGGGAGCGGUACUCAAGUAGACGUCAGGGGCAAGGUCGUGGUCGUGGUCGUGGCCGCGGCCGUGGCGGCGGAGGCGGUCGCGGCGGCGGCGGCGGCGGUCGCGGUGGCCGCUCAGGCGGAUCCGGAGGAGUCGACGAGAGCAAGGGAAGCAGCAGUGGAGGCGCCGAUGGCGGCGGUGGCGGGGACUUUAAGUUCCCGGGCCGGUGCUUUAUGUGUGGACAUCGUGGACAUCAAACGAUCGGCUGCACUUCCAACGAGAAGGACCCCGUGCCGUGGUGUGCGCGCUGCGAGAGGUGGGGCCACACCAAAGAAUAGUGCGCGACGGAGGAGGCCGUCCUUGCUCAAAUGGUAGAGCAUUAGAGCGACGUGGACUCCGUGGAAGACCAGGCGUUUUGUGCCGUGGCAGUCCCCCAGGCGAGUGUGGUACCGUUGGUGAAGUAGGUCUAGUGGGGGUUGUGGAACAAGGCCAGGCGGUGUACGUGGCCGACACAGCGGGCACAUGUUCCAUGUUCCGAUGUGCAGACAACUUCGUGAACUACCGUGAGCGAAGCGGUUGGGUGAAGGGGAUCGGAGGCGACAAGGCCCCCGUUCCUCUUCUAGGAUACGGAGAUGUGACCUUAGUCCUACAGACGGAAGAUGGUGGAGUACCCGUACCAGUACUGAAUGUUGGCCAUGUACCAGAGGCCCCCUACAACCUCCUCUCGCUGUCUUCGUUGGCGGAGGAGGGCACACGUAUUCGGGGAUGAAGGGGGGCCUCACGCUGACCACGAAAGCCGGGGGAGAGGUGUGGUUCCCCCGGACUGGAACGCUGCUGACCCAACGAGGCUAUCAAAUAAAGCCAACGCUACACACCGCCCGUGCCGCACUCAUUGUUCCUGGCGAUGCGAAAGCAGCC